AUGCCCACGAAUUUCUACUGCGCACACUCCUCCUACGCCCCCCUCGAACGCAUCCCCCCUGAACUGCUCCACACUAUUGCCUUUCACCUUCUCACGACUCUUACCACCCUCGGCCCCCCUGCAUCAAUCCUUGCUCUCCUGCUCACCUCCCGCAAGAUCUAUGCAAUGCUCGCACCUGCGCUCCCGCUCCUUACCGCUCAUGUGUUUCACGUCCGAUUCGAUGUGGAUGCUCUGUACCGCAGGUUCGGGACGCAUCAAGUGAAAAUCCCUGUUGUCAUGGCGGAAGCGAUGCGCGGGAGGUAUGAAACCCUGGCGAGAAUUAGACGAGCUAACAAGGAAUUGGAACAAAGCGCGAAGCUCACAACAGACCUAUGGACUGCUUAUAUGAUGCUCCUGGAGCAUGACUACAUGAACCGCGCACAACUUCUUCAGUACGCUGCACUCCCCCGCUUCUUGUGGAACCUUAUCCACGCGAGGGGUCGCCGCGGACUAUGCAUGGUUUGUGAGUUUUCACCCUUAACGGAAGCAGAACAGAUAGAAGAAAUGACUCACGAGGCACGGGAGAGUAUCAUCCGCGUGUUUGUCCCAUUCCUUGCUCACGGCUUCCAGUAUCCCUCCUAUUACUUCCCUGCCACCGAGUUCAUUCCUCAAGCUUCACAAGACACAGAUAGAUCUUCCUUCCUCCCUCCCAUCCGGACUGUCACAUAUGCUGGUCGAACCCUCACCUUCGCCACACCCCCGCUCGUUCCCGGUGCGACCCUUCUCGUCGCUGCAUUCAUACAGACACAGAUGAAGGAAAAGAUGCGGCUUGAAGGUCAAGACGACGGCGAUAGUCCACGAGCCCACUCGCUCCGCUUAUGGCUCGACGCACCGAGCCUUGCAUUCGACAGUGAUGGAGAUGACGGCCCACCAAGCGAGCAGCAAGAAGAAGAUUGGAAGCGCGCUGUCGCUUGCGGAGAUCCAUGGGCAGUGUUUGCAUCGACCCCGCUGGCAGUCGGACGGAUGUACACACCCGGUACGAUGUCCGGGGAAUGGACUGGGCUACUAGCGGUCCCACAGCUCCAGACCCAGAUACCAGGCAACAAUAAUGGCGGCGAUAAUAUCGCUUCCACUCUCUCGAUCGCCCACGACGCAUCCGCGGAGACCACGCCACAGACACCGGCGCGUAUCAUCAGUGAGUCACAUACGAAGCAUCGUCCGCUCUUCGCGACGCUCCGCGAGUACCAUUGUCUUGGUCCUGCUACGCCACUACGCGCCGGCGCCAGCGAGGAGGUGUUCAGGGCGUUUGUGCCUAGAGAAACCAAUCUUGAGAUUGAGGACCGGCGCCGGGACGUGUUAGAGAUCUAUGACCCGGUGAAGGACACAACACAUGUGUAUUAUCGGUUCAUGGGCGAGGAUUCUGAGAUGCCGUACUGUGAGGAGGGGAUGGAAAGGAUCAGGAGCCUGGACAACGGAGUGGGUUCCGACGGGGUAGACAGCGAAGGCGACGAAGAUAAAAUGGAAGGACAAGGUGAGGAGGAAGAACAAGAAGAGGAAGACAUGGAACAGAUGAGGCACAUUCCGAGCGGAGUGAAUGACAUCCUCAUCAUCGGCGAGACGGGAGACGUACACGACGCAACAUGGGGUCGGUUUGGAUUCUUUGGGCGCGUGCGCUUGCAGGAUGGGCUGGUGAUGGUCGUCCGGUAUCCCCUCGAUGCCCUCGCUGCGAACGUAGGUGGCUGGAUCUUUCGGGGAUACGUCCACGCGGGGAACGUCUGGGUCGGUCGCUGGCAAAGAACAGAGACAGCGGUCGCAGACAUGGGGUUCGAGGGAGGUUUUACAUUGGCACGGGAUUGGUAG
This is a messenger RNA of Heterobasidion irregulare TC 32-1, 1839 nucleotides long. RefSeq lists its product as uncharacterized. The transcript is spliced from 7 exons. The record is from RefSeq and is a predicted model, not a curated record. Lineage: Eukaryota; Fungi; Basidiomycota; Agaricomycetes; Russulales; Bondarzewiaceae. Bases 1 to 1839 code for a protein of 612 amino acids.